Molecule: messenger RNA, 2325 nt
Organism: Ixodes scapularis (black-legged tick)
Lineage: Eukaryota; Metazoa; Arthropoda; Arachnida; Ixodida; Ixodidae
Gene: ari-1
Product: E3 ubiquitin-protein ligase arih1
Exons: 13
Coding region: 168-1688 (506 amino acids)
Biological process (GO): ubiquitin-dependent protein catabolic process; positive regulation of proteasomal ubiquitin-dependent protein catabolic process; protein polyubiquitination
Cellular component (GO): ubiquitin ligase complex; nucleus; cytoplasm
Molecular function (GO): ubiquitin protein ligase activity; zinc ion binding; ubiquitin conjugating enzyme binding
Source: RefSeq, a predicted model, not a curated record
CAGGGGGCGCAAGUGGCGAAAUGACGUCACAGGAUAAACACGGUAUGGAACGGCGAGCAGUAGGGAGGCCUGUGUUAGGCCCAGCAGCGCUCAGUUCCGUAGUUUUUCUCAAUUUGUAAUAUUUGGAAACUGUUUUCUUUUCUACCGCAUCCCCCAAGCACUCCAAAAUGGAUUCGGAAGACGACAACAUCUACAACACGGACUCUGGCAACGAAUCUAGUGGCGAGGAAGACGACGGCCUGUCCAUUGGUUUGGAACCAGAACCGACCACGGCCAAAGAGAAAAUGGACAUCGAGGAUUUUCCUUUCGAAGUUUUAACCACCGAGGACAUUGUGCAGCACAUGAUAGACUCUAUCCGAGACGUUAACAAUGUGGUCGAGAUCCCGCCUACCACAACGCGAAUCCUGUUGAACCACUUUAAAUGGGACAAGGAGAAGCUGUACGAGAGGUACUACGAUGGUGACCAGGAGCGGCUCUUCAAGGAGGCGCAUGUGGUCAACCCGUACAAGAAACCUUCCAGCAGCAAAGCUCAAAAGAAGUCUUCACGGCCGGUUGCCCCUGGAAUGGAGGACUGCGAGAUCUGCCUGCGGGAUCUGCCGAGUUCGAUGAUGACUGGGCUCGCCUGCGACCAUCGGUUUUGCACAGAGUGUUGGAACUAUUACCUGACGACCAAGAUUAUGGAGGAAGGCAUGGGCCAGACCAUCUCCUGUGCGGCCCACGGAUGCGACAUCUUGGUGGACGACCAGACAGUAAUGAAGCUCAUAGCAGACCCCAAGGUGAAGUUAAAGUACCAGCACCUCAUCACCAACAGCUUCGUCGAGUGCAAUCGGCUCCUGCGGUGGUGUCCCCAGCCCGAGUGCAACAACGCGAUAAAAGUGCAGUAUGUGGACACGCAACCUGUGACUUGUUCCUGUUCCCACACCUUCUGCUUCUCCUGCGGGGAGAACUGGCACGACCCCGUCAAGUGCCACCUGCUCAAGAAGUGGCAGAAGAAAUGUGACGACGACAGUGAGACCUCCAACUGGAUCGCCGCUAACACCAAGGAGUGCCCCAAGUGCAACGUGACGAUAGAGAAGGACGGGGGCUGCAACCACAUGGUGUGCAAGAACCAGAACUGCAAGGCAGACUUCUGCUGGGUCUGCCUGGGGCCCUGGGAGCCGCACGGGUCAUCGUGGUACAACUGCAACCGCUACGAUGAGGAGGAGGCCAAGGCGGCCAGGGACGCCCAGGAGCGGUCCAGGGCCGCCCUCCAGCGUUACCUCUUCUACUGCAACCGCUACCUCAACCACAUGCAGAGCCUCAAGUUCGAGCACAAGCUGUAUGCGGCGGUGAAGGAGAAGAUGGAGGAGAUGCAGCAGCACAACAUGUCUUGGAUUGAGGUGCAGUUCCUGAAGAAGGCAGUGGAUGUGCUGUGCCAGUGCCGGCAGACCCUCAUGUACACCUACGUGUUUGCCUACUACCUGCGCAAGAACAACCAGUCGGUCAUCUUCGAGGACAACCAGAGGGACCUGGAGAGUGCCACAGAGAAGCUCUCUGAGUACCUGGAGAGGGACAUCACCCAGGAGAACCUGCUAGACAUCAAGCAGAAGGUGCAGGACAAAUACAGGUACUGCGAGAGCCGGCGUCGAGUGCUGCUUGAGCAUGUGCACGAGGGUUACGAGAAGGACUGGUGGGAGUACACGGAGUGAAGUGGCCUUUACUACCUGCUCUGUCGGAACGGUGCCGCACCAAUCCUCCCCCACCCCAUCUGCGGUAGGGCCGCGGUGAAGGCCUGCAACGAAGCCUGCGCAAGCCUGCGACCUUGUUUCCCCCCGUCCGGGACCGCCAGCAGACGACGGGACGCUACUCGGAGAAGGCGUCUAAGAGUCGUCGCCUUCCUCCCGCAGUUUCUGCAGCCUCCUCCAGCCGCAGUCUCUCUUUUUUUUUUAAUUUCGUGUCCCUGUGUUGCGUGUCUCGGAGGCUCCAGCCGUGGGUCCACACCCACGGUGGCGGCGGUCCCGACUGUGCAUCCGGACUUCUUCCGGUGCCCUCUGCCGCCAGCUCCGGCAGGCACGGAGCCAGCCGGCGCCCAUGUUGGUCCCGACGACGGGGUGUCCCAAUAAAAAUGAGGGCAAAAAUUGUCCCCCUUUCCUCCUUCUCGGAACAUCGGUGCAGGACGUCUGGUUGACGCGGUCGGAUCUCAAGGUCACCAGUGUGGUUCUGCGAGUGGUUUUUGUGAGAGCGUUUGUGCACGCCCAGCAUGCACGUCUCACAGUUGCAGACGACAGAAUGCGUUACAAAACAAAAGUUGAGAAUAAAGUAUGUUUGUGCUUUUGUUCAUUGGAA